Molecule: messenger RNA, 115 nt
Organism: Cariama cristata (Red-legged seriema)
Lineage: Eukaryota; Metazoa; Chordata; Aves; Cariamiformes; Cariamidae
Exons: 1
Biological process (GO): cell differentiation
Source: RefSeq, a predicted model, not a curated record
UAUACAGCGGGCGAGGAAUGCCCCGACAACAUCUUCUUCCCCAGCACACGGCCCCCGCACCUGGAGGAGCUGCACAACCAGGCUCAGCAGGGACUGAAGUCCCUGCAGCACCAGG